GUUGAUCGAGUUCGAGAGCUGCAGUACAUCAACAGGUGAGAGAGACGGCGCGCGCUCAGAGGAAAGGGAGAGGUGCGAAGGCGAGAGGAUGGAAGGUGUUUGCUGAGCCCCGUGCUGCGGAGUCCUCUGCUGUCCCCGCGGUCCUCGAUGAAGAUCCAUGAAGCACACCUGAAUCCGUCAGCCGAUCAGCUGACCGAGUCCGGCCCCGCAGCAUUCCUCACCCACAUUCCAAGGAUGUUAUGAGCAGGAUAAGCCGCUCCCGCCCUGCACACUCACCCAAACACGGCGAUGUGAAUCUCGUCAGCCUGUCGGGCUGCGGCACGAUAACGUCUUCCUGUUUAUUCCCGCUGACACGCUGGUCAUCAGGCUGAAGCUCGGGCUGAGAAGGUUCCAGAUGUUCCAGAUGUUUGCUGUCAGCCAGCUGCUGUGUGAACCUCCGCCGCACACCAACUCUGGAAUAAUAAACUGAAGUGAAAGCUUUGAGUGAGAGGCGCUUUCUGUCAGCUGUUCCUGCCCUUGGACCUGGAUGAUGUCACUGAGGAAGGACGAUGGUGUGCGCUACGAGGCACGAGGACGCUCACCUGAAAGUUGGCGGCCAAUCACAGUGAUGUUAGGAGAAGAAUAAAGUAUAAAACUAAGACGACUCAGAGAGAAUCUGAGCGAUCCCUGUGAGGAGCAGGAGGAGGAGCAGCACUUUGUCUCCUGUGAGAGGGAAACUUCAGCCUCUGCUGCCUGAAGCUCUGCUGCAUGGACCCCACCGCGUUUCAUCAACAUGUCCUCUGAUUGGUCCUUCCCUUCAGUCUGAAGAUCUGUCAGCCAAUCAGUUUCUGUCUGGCAGACUUUGCUUCAGUGCGGCGGGGAGAGGAGCGAGCAAGGACGCUGCAGCUGGGUGAGGAUCAGAGCUGAGGGGAUCGCAGUGUUUCGGGGUUAAAGCCGUCUCCAUCAUGGAGGUGCCCAGGAGGCUCUCCUUCCCGCUGGUUCUCCCUAAACCAGCCUCGUCUGCUCGGUCUCCUCUGGGAGCUGCAGGUCAGACGGCUGGAAGCAGCAAAGAUCAAACUGGAGGGGAAAAGUUCAUCUCAGAGGAGGAGAUGCCUGAGUCAGGGGUGAUUGUAGUGGUGGAGGCGCCACCUGAAGAUGGAAAAGCUGCUCGGAGAUUCUCCUCUCAGGACAGUUUCUCAGAGGAGAGCUCAUUAUCAGAGGAGAGGCUGGAAGAGGAGGCCAGAGAGGCCCAGAGGAGGGCCGAGGAGGCAGCAGCCAAGGAGAGGGCGGCCCAGAGGCAGCAGCUGGCCAUCCAGGAGCUCGUGGAGUCUGAGAGGAGCUACCUGCGCCUGCUGCAGCUCAGCACCGUGACCAUCAGGAGCAACCUGCAGCAGCAGCUACAGCCGCCUCCAGCAGGCCUGGACAGCAUGUUUCUGCACAUCGAGGAGGUGAUCGACGUAUCGAGCCGUCUCCUGAGCCUGCUGGACCAGAAGCAGCUUCAGCCUGGAGAGCCUGACUUCCUGCAGAGUCUCUGUGACUCGUUUCUCAGCCUGUCAUCAGAGAUUGAAGCCGCCUAUAAGGAGUACCUGGCGCACUACAAUCAUGUGACGGAGGUGGAGAACAGCUACAAACAGAAGGAGGCUCUGUGGAACGAGGUUGUCAGAGUCAUCAAGGCUGCGGCGCCUGACGUCAACGCCACCUCGUUGAGCUUCUUUUUGGUGAUGCCCGUGCAGCGGAUCGCCCGCUACCCCCUGCUGCUACAGACCAUCCAGAAGCACACCGACGCCUCCCACCCGGCCUACGCCCUGCUGGAGCAGACCGCUCACACCUCUGUCGCCUUAAACUGUCGCAUCAACGAAUACAAGCGCUUCCGGGAAGUCGCUGACAAAUACAGGAAGACGGAAAUGCUGACCAUCAAGGACAAGAUCGUUCGCCUCAACACCCACAGCAUCGCCAAGAAGACCGCCAGGCUCGGUCAGCAGAUCAAACACGAGGCUGGACUCAAACCUAAGCUGGUGGAUGAGGAAUUUGAUGCCCUGGAAGGAUUCUUCUAUGUUUUGGAAAACGGCAUCCUGGAGCUGCUGGAGAACGUGGAGAUGUACCUGCAGCACCUCCAGGGCUUCCUGUCCUGCCGCACGGAGGACUUUGACUUGGACAUGGACGGAGAAAAGGCACCGAUCUGCUACAAGGAGAUCACGACGGCGCUCCGACAGUGGAUCCUCCCAAUGUUUGAGAAGAGGAUGAGGAAGCUGAUCCACCAGCCGCUCUGCGCUCUCCGGGACCUCCUGGUGGGUCCGAGGAACCUAAUCAGGAAGAGACUCGACAAGCUGCUCGACUACGAGGUGAUCGAAGGAAAACCCAACCUGAGCUACGAGGAGCAGGCUGUGGCCAACACGUACAGGACCUUGAACACGCUGCUCCUGACGGAGCUCCCUCAGUUUAACGGGCUGGCUCUGCAGAUGAUGUGGAGCACAUUGGGGACGUUUAGCUGUCUGCACAGAGAUCUCGCAGCAGACAUGGAGCAGCUGUUUCACAGCUUCGCUCAGCAGCUCCCUCACAGCAGCCUUUCUCCUGGUGCAUUCUGGGAGUGGGCAGAGUCUUCGGUGCUGGAAGGCGCGAGGAGGCUGCAGCAUUUAUGUCGAAUGCUGGAGGAUAAGCUCAACGCGCCGGAUGCCCAGCCUCUCAGCCCGUCCUCUCAGCGCCGUCUGAAGCAGCUAACAGAUAAGCACGGCUCUGGAAAGAUCUUCCAGGUGAUGAGCACGGUCGUGGGCACCCGGGACCUGGACCUGAAUUUGACUAAGGGCGAGCUGGUGGCGGUGAUUAGCGAGGCCGACAGCCGUGGAGACAGAAGGAGGUGGCUGGUCGAUGCAGGUGGGAAGCGAGGCUACGCUGCUGCCUCGAAACUCAUUCGCUAUCACCAGCCAACAGACGACCCGCCCCCUUCACCACACCCGAGCCUGGCAGAAGACGUGACCGCACGCAGAAGACACUCCUACAGCCCGGCAGGCAAUGCCCCACUGCCCAUGAGUCAGCCCUGCUUCCAGGUUGUGGGCGCCUACGACUUCACGGCCAGAUCCAAACACGAAGUUUCCUUCCGGGCCGGAGAACCCGUUCGUGUCCUGGAGCCUCACGACAAACGAGGGAGCCCCGAGUGGAGCCUGGUGGAGGUCAGAGGAGGUCAGAGAGGCUACGUGCCCUCCAACUACCUGGCAAUCAUGCCCGUGGGAGCGGGGCUGCCCCCGAACCCUGGCUUCUUCCUUUAGGGGGUGGAAACUGCAGCUGGUGUCGAUGAGAGGAUGGAUGGAAGAGCCUCCCGGGAUCAGCUGUUUACAGUCUCAGUGUUAAUCCUGCCACUUUAUCCUGUUUACGACUGGAAGUGUAAAGUUUCUCCUGUGACGUUUCCUGCUUCCGCUUCCUGUGCAGCGUACACAGGAGCGAAGCUUCAGGAGCAGCAAAUGAAGUUUACUGACUUUAGCUUUAAUAAUGAAGGUUUACUGGUCUGCAGUGAUCUCUGCACUAAUGUGCACAAUCAUCCAAGAACGCUCUUCAAAGAUGGCGUCUGUAACGCCAUGAAGCUCUGACGGCGUGUCACCUCAAACAGCCUGAACGUUUGGACGACGUUCGGUGUGCGGCGAGGACACAAAGCUGUUUUUAAGAUGAAGGACGAUUUUCAUGGCUGCUGUACGGUGAAGCGCUCAUUUCCCAUGAACCUCAGAGUGAUGCUGCAUACAUGCAGGGUGUGAGCUCUCUCAAGCUAACUGUAACGUGUGUGUGUGUGUGUGUGUGUGUGUGUGUGUGUGUGUGUGAACCCUCUUCACCUGCAGCAGAGCUGACGGGUACACGGCACUCUCAUCAUCUCAGACUGAGUAAUGUGAUGUAAAUGUGACACGUCUCCGAGGCUGAGGAAGAACAAGACUCAGCAGGAGGAGGAGGAGCUGGGAGAGGGGCGAAGGACAGCGGCAGUUUCUGCUUUGCCUAUGAGCGGAUUUAAAUUUCGUUGUGCUUUGAAUCCAGAGUUUUACGUAGGAGUGAAAUGGGUCAGGACAGAAUAACCUCCUCCUGCCUUCACCUGACGAUGCUUGUUGCUAUGGAUACGGCUCAGGGAAUGCGGGUCACGUCUGUGGCGUUUGCUUGGCCUGACUAAAGCUGCAGCAGCAUUUCUUGAUUCCCGCACUUUUGGGUCAGAAUCAUUUGAAAGCAUCUCUGAGCCUCCUGAUUGGCUCUCAGGUCAUAGACAGGAAGCUGAGCUCCAGUAGUUUUGCAGAUAACAGCAGCUUGAACGUUUGAGCACCACAGACUCUCUCCUGGCCUCCUCCUGUGGGGCUGAGCAGCCUCAGCUGCUGUGAGGGUGGAGCAGAGGGAGGGAGGCCGGGAGUCAGAGCUGCUCAGCUGUUCCCAUCAGGCUGAAUGUCAGGAGGAGGAGGAGGAGGAGGAUGCUUCUCUCCUAAAAUACCAGAUGUCCUCAGGUUAGUCAGAUAGACUGAAACCUCAGCCUGAGAACAUUUACCUGAUUUCCCCUCCUCAGAGCCCGGUUUAGGAUGAGGGGAGCGGUUCAUUCCUCAGUUAUUUUGGGAAGUUUUAAUCCCACGGACGUGCAGAUGAAGCUGCAGCGUUCCUUAUGUGGAGGAAGUAGAUAUUUGAACCCAUACACACACGGAAACCACAGAGGGAACAUUUCUGGCUUUUUCUGUCUGAUCAGAAACCAGGUCAGCAUCUUCCUCGCAUGCUGUUCUCAUUUUCACCACCAGAAGGAGGCAGAGACUCAGAGCGUGUGUGCAUGAUCAGGCUAACUGUGUGUGUGUUUGGUAAUCGCGGUCACAGUGUGUUUUCUGUGUGGUUUCAUGAACCUGCUGCUCAGUCGGUCCUGCUGAGUCAUUCUGAUGUUUCCUCGAUGCUGCAGGGCUGCGUGACCUCUGCUGAGCUGCCACAGUUGUGAUGUUGAACUCAGUCACACAGCAGGUGGGAGGCUGAGCAGCAGCAGAGAGUGUGGCUUCAAUAAAACUAAACUCAAAACUU
This is a messenger RNA of Oreochromis aureus, 4995 nucleotides long. It is a transcript of the gene arhgef37, whose product is annotated as Rho guanine nucleotide exchange factor (GEF) 37. The coding region runs from base 945 to 3242 and encodes 765 amino acids. Gene Ontology annotation, molecular function: guanyl-nucleotide exchange factor activity; protein binding. The transcript has 19 exons. The record is from RefSeq and is a predicted model, not a curated record. Lineage: Eukaryota; Metazoa; Chordata; Actinopteri; Cichliformes; Cichlidae.